Suillus fuscotomentosus is the source of this 469-nucleotide messenger RNA. RefSeq lists its product as uncharacterized. The coding region runs from base 118 to 387 and encodes 89 amino acids. Lineage: Eukaryota; Fungi; Basidiomycota; Agaricomycetes; Boletales; Suillaceae. The transcript has 2 exons. The record is from RefSeq and is a predicted model, not a curated record.
GUAUGUUGAACAAGAGGCUUGAAUACGACUCCCCCGUUGCAUGUACAACUAUGUCAUACCAAGUUUGCCGUCAUAUCAGGGCGCUUGUUACUCAACCUACUAUGAAUAGACUCAACAAUGAUCAGUCUAGCAUUCUUGCGACUCGGAUUUUGGCGCUGCCGAGGUCGGAAUCCGCCCUCUGCCGCGCCUAGACCCUGCAGGGAAGGCGCUCCUGGUGGUAGUAAUGCGGUAGAGCAUAGAUUCGGCACGCAGCAACACGUCGUUGCAUCUAGCCGACAGCCAAAUUUAGCCGUUGUGACAAGCGAGAUACAUACAUACAUGUUUCGAAUUUGGGACCUCGGACAAGUAGUAUGCUUGCGCACCAAGUCCUCGACUAAUACUCAUUAGUACGAAUCACUUGGCAUUCUCUUACCAUUCCGAGUCUAGGACAGAUAGCUGUCACAGGCAUAUCACGUACAGCAUGCACUUG